AUGACUUUCCCAGAAAAGCCUGAUGUCUUAAAUGAUUUGACUCCGCUUGAAGAAAGGCUAAUUUCACCGAGAAUACCUUUCAUGCAAGUACGUGAACUGCCUAGUGGAGGACAACUAAGUAUCCAUGGAAAUGUAGUUAAUGUACCUGCUGAUGUUAACACAACCGUUAGUGUUUUACCAAGACCGAUUAACGAGUCACAAACUAUUCCAAUCAAAUUGAAACGACGACUAGGAUACAAACACCAUUAUCAAUUUCAGAAUGUCAGACCUUCGAAAGUUUUAGAAGCAGCGCGAUACUUGGUUUGUAACAGUGAAAUAUUCAAAAAUGAAGGAAUUGAAGUAAUGGAUAAUUAUGAAACAAAUCCACUCAACAAUGUCAAUGAAGAAGCGUGGUCAGAAUUUAUUGCCAACAACACCGAGGAAACAUCAGACAUUGUAUCAAACGAAGUAAAUAUUCAAAGUCAAGAAAAUGUAGCAACAAUGCAAGCAAGUAAUGACUCGAUUGACAACGACACAGAUGAUGAGUGGUGCGAACCAACUGAACGAGCAUCAGGUGUUAUGGAUACACUAUUACAAGAACCAGACAUUACUCAAAAUGGUGAUAAAAUAAUAAGUUUUGCACCAGGAGAAGGAAAUAGACCACUUGGUAUUUUUAUCGAUAAAGAUUCUGAAUUCCUGUCUUUCCCUACCAUUUACUGUGGCAAACGUCAAGCUGAUAACAGUGAAAGACUUGUACCUGUUCACUAUAGUACAAUUUGUAAAUGGGAAUUACGAAGUCAAGAUCGAAGAGUUGCUCAGUCUGUGCCAAAUAUUUUUUACAAAUUAAAAAAAUUACAGAUCAGACAAAUUCAAGGAAGUGCAAGCCUAUCAUUGCGUAAAUGUAAAACCAAAGGUAAAACUUACACAGCAGGCGAUUUGAAGUCUGAAAGUUCUGUUAAUAAGCUAAUCAAUUUAGAUGAAGGAUUCAGAGUUUUAAGAAAUUUACGCGGUUCCCCUCCAUACUUUGAAAGAUGUAAGAAGGAUCUAUUUGCAAUGAUUCGUCAGCUUGGUAAACCUACAUGGUUCUGUUCAUUUUCAGCUGCUGAAACGCGUUGGAUUCAUUUGAUUAAAAUUCUUGGUCGUCUUAUUGACAACAAACACUAUACUGACGAUGAGGUUAAGCAAAUGACUUGGCAAAAGAAGUCUGAACUGAUACAGAAAGAUCCAGUAACAUGUGCUCGAAAUUUUGAACAUAUGGUGCAACUCUUUAUUCACAAUUUUAUUAAAAGUUCAUGUCAUCCAAUUGGAGAAGUUGUCGACUUUUUCUAUCGUGUUGAAUUCCAGCAAAGAGGUUCUCCACAUAUCCAUGGAUUAUUCUGGAUCAAAAAUGCACCCGAGUAUGGCAAAGAUUCUGAUGAAGAUAUUGCCAAUUUUGUAGAUAGUUAUGUUUCAUGUAAAGCUGACUCAAACGACUUAACUGACCUCGUAAAUUUACAAAGGCAUAAACACUCUAAAACGUGCAAGAAAAGAGGAAAUGCUGUUUGCAGAUUUAACUUCCCUUUACCGCCAAUGCCAAGAACUAUGAUUUUAGAGCCUUUGUCUGAGACUGAUCUUGAAGAAAAUGUGGCAGAUAUAUUAAAGAAAGCUUUGGGACAGAUACACUCACUAUUAGAUUCUAUUAAAGCUGAUGAAACCAUGACCUUUGAUCAAUUUCUCGAAAAGUUAAAUUUAUCAGAACACCAAUACCUAAAGGCUAUACGGCUUUCUCUUAAACAUAACACUUUGUUAUUGAAACGAUCGCCAGCUGAGAUUAGAAUCAACUGUUACAAUCCAAACUUACUCAGAGCUUGGAAAGCUAACAUGGAUAUUCAGUACGUCUUAGAUCCUUAUGCUUGUGCUGUUUAUAUCCUUUCAUAUAUUACUAAAGGCCAAAGAGGAAUGAGCAAGUUACUUCGUAAGGCAUGUGAAGAAGCAAAAGAAGGCAAUAAGAACAUUGUUAACAAGGUGAGACAUAUUGGUAACAAAUUUCUCAAUGCUGUUGAAAUAAGUGCACAAGAGGCUGUCUACUUAGUAAUGCAAAUGCCUUUGAGACGAUCGUCUCGAGAAUUUCAAUUUAUCAACACAUCUGACCCAAAUGAAAGAACAUUCUUGUUAAAAAGCAUGGAUAAAAUUAAAGAACUUCCUGAUCAUUCUGUUGAUAUUGAAUCAGAUAACAUUAUUAAAAGAUAUCAGAGAAGACCAAAGAAAUUAGAAAACUUAUGGAAAAAUGAAAAUACAGAUCUUCUGAAAGACUUCCAAACUUACCAGGAUCGAUAUGAAAUUAUCAAAGAUGUAAUAAAACAAAACAGAAGACAAUACGAGAAUCACACCGAAGUUCUUGAUCAGGCAGUGCAAGAUAUUGAAAGUGAAGAAAAUCUAGUCGCUCCGAAUACGCAGUAUAGAGAUGAACAAGAUAGAGAAAUUGGGACGAAAGCAAGUGAAUUAUUCGGAUGCUUCGAUCCUGGAAAAGAUAAACAACAUGCCCAAUACGACCUGAUAAACGAUAUCGGUUUAUAUCCACGAACGAAUGAUGAUGAAGAAUUAGUUGUGAAAAGGCUGAAUGAUGCCGAUUAUAGAAAACUUGUCCAAUCACUUAACAUUGAACAAAAAGAGUUUUUUUUAUCAUGUACUGAACUCUGUCAAGACUGA
Paramuricea clavata is the source of this 2667-nucleotide messenger RNA. The record is from the annotation of a GenBank genome assembly. Lineage: Eukaryota; Metazoa; Cnidaria; Anthozoa; Malacalcyonacea; Plexauridae.